This is a messenger RNA of Magnusiomyces paraingens, 459 nucleotides long. RefSeq lists its product as uncharacterized. The transcript has a single exon. Gene Ontology annotation, cellular component: cytoplasm. Gene Ontology annotation, molecular function: RNA binding; translation initiation factor activity. Lineage: Eukaryota; Fungi; Ascomycota; Dipodascomycetes; Dipodascales; Dipodascaceae. The record is from RefSeq and is a predicted model, not a curated record. Gene Ontology annotation, biological process: translational initiation. The coding region runs from base 1 to 459 and encodes 152 amino acids.
AUGGCUAAGAACAAGGGAAAAGGUGGCAAGAAUCGCCGUCGUGGAAAGAACGAGUCUGAGGGCUUCAAGCGCGAGCUUGUUCUCAAGGAAGAGGGCCAAGAAUAUGCCCAAGUCACCAAGAUGCUUGGUAACGGCCGUGUCGAUGCCAGCUGUUUCGAUGGUAUCAAGCGUCUGGCACACAUCCGCGGUAAGAUGCGCAAGAAAGUCUGGAUUAACCAGGGUGAUAUCAUUUUGGUAUCUCUCCGUGAGUUCCAGGAUGAACAGUGUGAUGUCAUUGUCAAGUACACCCCAGACGAGGCCCGUGCCCUCAAGUCCCAAGGCGAGCUGCCUGAGACUGCCCGUAUCAACGAAGGUGAUCCUUAUGGCCAGGGCUCUGAUGACGAGUGCAACUUCGAGUUUGAUAACGAUGAUGAUUCCGACGAUGAUGAGGACGACAAGCUCGACAUUGAUGACAUUUAA